This is a messenger RNA of Ascochyta rabiei, 327 nucleotides long. RefSeq lists its product as uncharacterized. The transcript is spliced from 2 exons. The record is from RefSeq and is a predicted model, not a curated record. NCBI's taxonomy places the organism in Eukaryota, Fungi, Ascomycota, Dothideomycetes, Pleosporales, Didymellaceae. The coding region runs from base 1 to 327 and encodes 108 amino acids.
AUGAGACGCGAAGAAUUCUGGUCUGAGCGAACAGAGAUGGCUCUAAAGACAGAGCGGGAGAAUCUGCGAAAAGAGCACGCGGAGAACUUGGAAGAUGUGCGCAAGAAGAGAAACGAAUACUUUGAGAAGCAAGCCGAAGCACUUCAAAAGCAGCACAGGACUGGGUUCCAGCGUUUCGAUUCCGAUGUCUCUAUCGCAGCCAGCGCGUUGGGCAUGGCGUGGAACAGCGACACCACUACUCGCCCGAGCAGCCGACUAGGGGAGCUCCUCCAGUUCGUGCGUUCCGACAUAUCUAAGCUCAAGGAAGCCCCUGAGACAGGCGACUGA